Messenger RNA from Protopterus annectens (West African lungfish), 670 nucleotides. It is a transcript of the gene NDUFB11, whose product is annotated as NADH:ubiquinone oxidoreductase subunit B11. The record is from RefSeq and is a predicted model, not a curated record. NCBI's taxonomy places the organism in Eukaryota, Metazoa, Chordata, Ceratodontiformes, Protopteridae. The transcript has 3 exons. Bases 85 to 567 code for a protein of 160 amino acids.
GAGUUGCACUCACUUUUAUUUCCGGUUCCGGUGUUUUGGACUAUCUGGGUUUUUACGGUUAUUUUCAAGUACAAUUCGAGUAGCAUGGCUGCUCGGUCUGUAAUUGGAAGUACUGGGCUGUGUAGGCACCUGUUAGGCAGCCUAACACAGCGGCGUUUGGAGUGCCGCCUCCCUGUUUGGGUGCGUGGAGUUUCUGGGUCUGCGCGCUCCGACUCUGCAGCGACUGUGACGGGCUCAGAUGCGAUAGAUUUCCACAAGCAGCAGCGAGGUGAGGGUCACCUUACCGAGGUCAGCGUGUUUGAGAAGAAUCGUGACUACCAUGGCUUUCAUGAAGAUCCCUUCAUUGAUGUCUGGAAUAUGCGUCUGGCCUUUUUCUGUGGUAUCUCUGUGACCAUUGUGAUUGGAGGAACCUUUGUCCAUUAUCUGCCAGAUCAUGGAAUGCGACAAUGGUCACGGCGGGAAGCUGAAAGGUUGAUCAAGGAUAGAGAGGCCAAAGGAUUACCUCUGAUUGAUGAAAACUAUUACGAUCCCAGUAAAAUCAUUUUGCCACCUUAUGAAGAAGAGUAACAAGAAGCUGCAUACAAAAAGAACUGAUUGAUUCUGACAUGAUCCAUUAACACAAACUUGGGUUAUGUAUUAUUUAAAAUAAAUGUCUGUGUUUAUAUUGGCA